AUGGACCCGUCUCAGAACAAAUCUCCUGCCCCAGAACGCAUCCGUUGGGAUGACGAUGAGGAAGCCGGCAAGAAGGCUCGCCCGACCCUGCGUCGUGGCCUGUCUACCGAAUCUCUCGCCGUACACUCCAUCCGAUCGAGGCGUAACUCGAUCGAUGUUGCGGCCGCUCUCCCCGUGCAGUAUCGUACUGUCUCCAUCGACAUUGACGAUUACAACAAGCAACAGGGACAGCAGAAGAAAGUGAAUGCUGCUACAACAGAGGUUGCACAGCUCGACUGGCACACGCUCUCUCCCGAAGAGAUUCUGCGUCGACUCUCUUCCUCUCGCACCGAAGGUCUCUCUCCCAAUCAAGUCGCUCGCCGCAUGGCACACUAUGGCAAGAAUGCCCCCUCCGAUCCUCCUACCCAUCAUACGCGCAAGUUCCUUGGCUAUUUCUUCAAAGGCUUCGGUCCCAUUCUCCUCGUUGCUGCCAUCCUCGUGUUCAUCGCCUGGCGGCCCCUGGGCAAGCCCCCGGCGCCGGCUAACCUGGCCCUCGCCAUCGUCCUGCUCGCUGUCUUCUUUAUCCAGGCCGCCUUCAACAUGUGGCAGGAUUGGUCUUCAUCCCGUGUCAUGGCCUCCAUCAAGACGAUGCUACCUGACCACUGUCUUGUCACGCGUGAUGGCGCCCAGUUGACACUGCUGGCCGAGGAGAUCGUACCUGGCGACAUCCUGACCAUCAAGAUGGGCAACAAACUGCCUGCUGAUGUUCGCUUCAUCGGUGCUUCGUCUGAUGCUCGCUUUGAUCGUUCCAUUCUGACUGAUAUCAGGGCCUCUUGGCUUCGACGAGACUAUCCCGACUGGAUCAACGUUCCCAAUCUCAUCAUAUCCUGCGUAUCGGUGGCUGUGGCCUUUAUUCCCGAGGGUCUUCCCGUGGCUGUCACAGCGAGCAUGACCAUCAGUGCCAACAUGAUGCGCAAGAACAAGAUCCUCUGCAAGUCUCUCAAGACGGUUGAGUCCCUUGGCUCCGUGUCCGUCAUUUGUUCCGACAAGACGGGCACCCUGACGCAGAACAAGAUGACCGUCAUCGACUGCGCUCUUGGCAACGAACGCAUGUCGGUGAAGCAGGCCCACGAUGCCCUUGUCCUCAACCAGGCACAGAAUCCGUCGGGAACCCACAACGCCCUUGACCAGCUUCGUUCCCUCGCCGGCCUGUGUAACGCUGCCGAGUUUGACGCCGCAACUCGUCGCUUGCCAGUCGAGCAGCGCACCAUCUACGGAGAUGCCACGGAUCAAGCCAUCCUCCGCUUCUCCGAGCAGCUAGGUUCUGUCGCCGAACUCCGUCGAUGCUGGCAAACAAAGUACGAGCUUGCCUUCAACAGCAAGAACAAGUACAUGAUCAGGGCGCUCGGCCUUGUGCAUCCUGAUGGAAAGUCAAUGUCCCUACCUUCGGACACGGCUGCCGUGUUUGAGCCUGCCGAUAUCCUGUUGACCAUCAAGGGUGCCCCCGAGAUUCUCCUGCAGCGCGCCACGCACUAUGUCAGCCCGACAGGAUGCGUUCGCGACCUUGACCAGGCUGCGAGGGCUAGCCUCGAGACGACCAAAGAUCAAUGGUCGGCCCAGGGUCGCCGUGUCAUCCUUCUGGCGCGCAAGGUUGUUUCUCGCUCGACUCUCGGUUCUGAAAUGUCCCCUUCCUUCGAGGCGGGCAUCAACGAACAGGCCAAGUCCGGCCUGACCGUUGUCGGCCUCGUCGGCAUCGUUGACCCCCCUCGCGUUGAGAUUCCUGACGUCGUCGAGACUUUGCGCGGCGCUGGUGUCCGCAUCUUCAUGGUGACGGGCGACUUUGCCCUGACGGCCCAGGCCAUUGCCACCGAGUGCGGCAUCAUCACGUAUCCUCCCUCGCAAAUCGACAGCGUAUCGGCCCUCGAGCGUGUGACGACCGUGGACCCCUCGCUCAAGGGAGCGUUUGUCGGCAGCGGUGGCGAUGAGCCCAACAUCCCGCGCAACGCCAUUGUACUGUCUGGACCUGACCUGAUCACGCUCAACGACGCACAGUGGGAUCAGCUGACGAGCUACACGGAGAUUGUCUUUGCUCGUACGACGCCCGAGCACAAGCUGCGCAUCGUGCGCGAGUUCCAGGCGCGCAAGCAGACGGUGGCCAUGACGGGUGACGGCGUCAAUGAUGCUCCCUCUCUGCGGGCCGCCGACGUAGGAGUGGCCAUGGGCUCGGGCAGCGACGUCGCCAUCGAGGCGGCCGAUAUGGUGCUCCUCGACGACACGUUCGCAAGCAUUGUCGAGGCGCUGCGCUACGGUCGCAUGAUGUUUGACAACCUCAAGAAGACGGUGGCCUAUCUGCUCCCUGCUGGUAGCUUCAGCGAGUUUUGGCCCGUCAUGGCCAACGUGCUCUUCGGCCUCCCGCAGAUCCUCAGCAGCUUCCUCAUGAUCAUCAUCUGUCUGUUCACCGACGCCGCUGCCGCCAUCGCGCUCGCCUACGAGGCGCCCGAGGCCGACGUGCUCGUGCGCAAGCCUCGCGUUCCCGGCAAGGACCGUCUCGUCGACUGGAAGCUCAUCGCGCAGGCCUACGGCGUCGUCGGCAUGCUCGAGACGCUGGCCUCGUUCGCCAUGGCCUUCUGGUACCUCGAGCGCAACGGCAUCCACUUCUCGGACCUCUGGUUCUCUUUUGGCGUGCUGCCCGACACGAUUGACAAGGACUUUUACGCGCAGAAGCUCAACGUCGCGAGCUCCAUCUACUUUGUCAACCUCGUCGUCAUGCAGUGGUUCAACCUGCUGGCUGUCCGCACCCGUCGCCUGUCACUCUUCCAGCACCCGCCCUUCUUCAACGCGAGCACCCGCAACAUCUACCUGCUGCCGGCCGUGCUCUUCGCUCUCGGCAUGGCCCUCUUCUGGCUGUAUGUGCCUGAGUUCCAGCGCGUCGUUGGCACGGCUGUUGUGCCUGUCGAGUACUGGUUCCUGCCCAUGAGCUUCGGACUGUUCGUGCUCGGCGUUGACGAGGCGCGCAAGUACGCUGUGCGCACGUGGCCCAAGGGUUUCUUCGCCCGGACGGCGUGGUAA
This is a messenger RNA of Verticillium alfalfae VaMs.102, 3048 nucleotides long. Its product is annotated as calcium-transporting ATPase. Lineage: Eukaryota; Fungi; Ascomycota; Sordariomycetes; Glomerellales; Plectosphaerellaceae. The record is from RefSeq and is a predicted model, not a curated record. Gene Ontology annotation, cellular component: membrane. Gene Ontology annotation, molecular function: ATP hydrolysis activity; P-type sodium:potassium-exchanging transporter activity; ATP binding. The transcript is spliced from 3 exons. Gene Ontology annotation, biological process: potassium ion import across plasma membrane; proton transmembrane transport; sodium ion export across plasma membrane. Bases 1 to 3048 code for a protein of 1015 amino acids.